This is a messenger RNA of Angiostrongylus costaricensis, 660 nucleotides long. The record is from the annotation of a GenBank genome assembly. Lineage: Eukaryota; Metazoa; Nematoda; Chromadorea; Rhabditida; Metastrongylidae.
AUGUUCCGGAUAGCAAUGACCGUUUUCUGUUGUGCACUUCUACAAUCUAGUGAAUGCAAUGGUGGAUUUAAAAAGCCAUUUGGCUGCCAAGGAAGUGCCAUUAGCGAUCAAACGAGGGAUGACGUUCUCAGCUUUUUUAACUUCAUUCGUGCACGUGUUGCGCUGGGACAAUACCGAGAGUUUGGUCUGUCAUCUGCAAGUGAUAUGAACAAACUGAGAUGGGAUUGCGAUCUGGAAGCAGUCGCUAAAGGAUCUGUGCUGGAUUGUCCUGAACGCGCAUCGUUUUCAGCUUCGACAAACGCUGUGAAUUUCAACUACUAUGGCCCAUACAUGGCUGAGGAGGUGCUCAGGAGUCCAAUUACGGCUUCAAUGUGGAAGUGGAUAGGAAUUGCAAACGCUGGUUGGCCAGCCGACAAUGUCUUCAACGGGAACGAAGCACUGCGUAGUUUUGCCAAUAUGAUCAGUGCAAACGCGACAGCUGCUGGCUGCUACAGCGCCACGUGUAAAGAUCGUGCAUCAUCGGCGUGUUUCUUCUCGCAACCUGAAGUACAGGUCGGCACAUUAGUGUACUCAUCCGGAAAUCCAUGCGGAAACGCCGGACAAUGCACAAGUCCUAAGAGCGGUCUUUGCGAAAACGGACUUUGUGUAAUUGCUGUUUGA